AUGCAAGUGUUUAUUAUAGACGAAGAUGGGAAAAAAUAUUGUGUCGAGGUUGAGAAGACAACUACUAUCGCUGACAUGAAAACGAAAAUCUAUGAUGCUACGGGUAUGGAAAAUGCAUACCAAUACCUAGAACACCGUGGCAAGAUAGUGCUUGAGGUCCAUGGCGGAACCACCAUGGAUGACUACAAAAUCAAAGCCUGUGACAUUUUCCAUAUGAGCGAUCGUAUGCGUGGUGGGUAA
Messenger RNA from Arabidopsis thaliana (thale cress), 240 nucleotides. Its product is annotated as Ubiquitin family protein. The transcript has a single exon. Bases 1 to 240 code for a protein of 79 amino acids. Lineage: Eukaryota; Viridiplantae; Streptophyta; Magnoliopsida; Brassicales; Brassicaceae. Gene Ontology annotation, molecular function: mRNA binding. The record is from RefSeq and is marked reviewed.